CAUGAUAUGUUAUAUAUUAUAUCUAUACUUAAAUUUAAUUUGAUGGACCAUAUAAUAUAUGAUCCAAUUUAUGUUUAGGAAUAUACAUCGAGAGACCAUGACAAUUGAUCUCUCUAAACUCUUUCAAAAACUUUGCAACAAAAUUGCAAUCCUAUUAGUAUUCGUGUUAGUAGAACUUAUAAUCCUCAUUUGGAGACUAACAUCAGACACACGACCAAUCACAACUCGCCAAUACAUCAAAUUCAUCGAAGAAAAGAACCCCACAAUUCGCUACAACAAAAAACUGAAAUCACACGUGGAAUGUAGCGUGUGUUUAUCGGAAUUCGAAGAAGGAGAAAAAGUGAGGAGCUUGAAAUGUAAACACACGUUUCAUAAGGAUUGUUUGGACAAAUGGUUGCAAGAUUAUUUGGCUACAUGCCCACUUUGUAGGAACAAGGUUUUGCCGGAUCAUGUUGUGUCCAAACAUCGUGACCAGCUUCGAAAUCAGCAAGGUAAUGAUUUUGAAGGGAAUCAUGAUAAUCUUCCUUAUGUGUUGUUCUUGUUACGUGAUGCUAAUACUAGUCACUUGCGCGGACAUGUUUGAAAUCCAAAUUUGGGGACUAGCUAAAACAAUUGUUGAUUUUGUACCACUAGUUCUUUGGUACAAUGGGGCUUGAUCUUCCUCUUUCUGGGUUCUCUGUUUUAUGUACAUAUAAUAUAGGAUAAUGAUACUAUGUAUCUUUAGUAAUUAAUUUAAGGAACGUGUAAUUUUGUAACUUUUAAACGGGUAUUUAGUUAUAAAUAAAUUUUUCAUUCUUUUUAAUCA
Cicer arietinum (chickpea) is the source of this 805-nucleotide messenger RNA. RefSeq lists its product as uncharacterized. Lineage: Eukaryota; Viridiplantae; Streptophyta; Magnoliopsida; Fabales; Fabaceae. The record is from RefSeq and is a predicted model, not a curated record.